AUGAGACCUCGUAUUUACCCAGUUACAGAAGAUUUUAUAAAUGCCAAAAUAACAGCUAAACUUGCUAAGAUGGGGGACGAAACGAGUACCGGCACAAUGAAUCAACCUGCUGGUGGAAACAGAGGCCUAAAGAGAAAGGAAACAUUUGAAGCGAAAAAAGAAAAGAGUGUGGCUAAAAGAAACAGGACCACUGCGUCUUCAAGCUCAUCGACCCUGAUUUGCAAGUCUUGUGAUACAAGUGGUCAUUCUUCUGCGAGAAGUAAAUUGUGCCCUAACCAUAACUAUACCUUACAAGAAUUGAUCGAAAAGGAUCUUGGUGCUAAAAAUCAAAGAUAUACUAUAUCUCUUCCAUUAAAGGGCUUUUUAAAUGAAACAGAUGAUGAUGAUGACCGAUUACAGAAGGCCGUAAACAAGAUCCAGGAUCUAUCUAGUUUCUUACGUCUUGUUUUGUUUAAAGCUCAAAUCUUUGUCAAUGACUACAUUUUACAAUACCCCAAUAAUUUGUCCAAUGAAUUUUUUCAGCAAAAUUUCUGGUAUUCAUUGUGUAGAGUGGUUUGUAAACAGCUGUCGAUCAAAGACUUUCAGUUAAAGUAUGCCAAAAUUCACCACUUGGAAGACGUAUGGAUGGAGCUUAAUAAUCUAGAGGGAGUAAACUUAAACGUGGAAAAAGAUGGGCUGAAAAAUUAUGGUCAAGUGCUUGCAACUGCAUGUGAAACUACUGCUACGUGUUAUAAUAACUAUUACAUUGAGAAUUUUCAGAACAUUAUCUGCAACUAUUUCAUUUAUAUGAUUUGUAAAGAAUUUCCUGACGUUAAAAAAUCUGUCAUAAGGAAACUUGUAUAUGAACAUGUUUUAGAUCAAGUACUAUCAUCUGAUCCUGUUACCGUUCUAAAUGAUGAUAUCCUCCCACCAUUAAGCCAAGAAACAAAAAAUGGUUUACAGGCAUUUAUAAACCCUUUAAUUGUGGAGCUCAAGAACCGCUUGCCAUCGUUCACAAUUACAAAGGCAACUCAGAAUACUGCCCCUUUUGGUAUUUUACCGGCAUUAAGACACAUUCUAUCCAAGUAUGAAUCAAUCAUUGCGGAAAAUUCUACUUUACAGAAGCAUGACUCAGAACCAGGAAGACCUCAAGAUACGGUUCAAUCUGAUGAGAAAAAGAAGAAAGAUGAUAAAGCAAAGUAUUUCGUACUGCCGAGAAUAUUUAGCCUGUUUCCCAAUCCAGGUUUGCAGUGGCGCUUUAUCAAAAUCGAUAGUCAAAACGUUACUGGUAUAUUCCCUGGCUCAAAGUUAAAGAAAGAAAAGGACGAGACUUUAUUUAGCUUCACACAAAGGUAUUUUUAUGAUUGUUUUAACUUUGCCAAGCUAAAAAUUAGAAGCCUUAAAGAUCUGAAGGAGCUGCCUGCAACCAACGGCAAGAUGUUUUUGAACGGGAUGUACACCGAUGGUUAUACUUGCCGCUUACUAUUCUGUCGUCGUACUGAACCAUUUUCGUCAACUAAAAGCAUUGCCCUAGAACUCGAUGACUUUAACACUGACGAGGUAAAUACUUAUUUUAGGCCAUGUACUGUUGAUCCCGGAAGGAAGGAUGUGUUUGUAUCCUACCAUGGAGACAAUGAUGUGAGACGUCUUUCUUCAAAAGAAUACUACAAUAUGGGCGGUGUUACGCAAAGGCAUAAACAGGAACAAGAACUCAAGAAAAGCUUGGGAAUUGAUCAAAUUGAGACCAAUAUCCCCUCACCUAAAACCGCGUCUCAUGAUACCUAUAUACUGUACAUUACGUAUAUUCUCCAACAUAUUGAUACACUUUUUAAUUUCUACGGGUUUAGAACUACCAAUAGUAGAUGGUGUAAUUAUAUCGCAUCACAAAAGAGUAUAGAGGACGCCGUUAAUAUCCUUUUAAAUGGAUCAACAAAGUACAACAAGAAAAGAAGGAAAACUAAGAAGAAGAGUAAAAAGCGAAGGAGAUCUAAAAUAGUUGACUCUUUAAAAUCUAAACCGAAAAUUAUCAAAAGAGAACAUAAAGAGAAAUUCGAAGAAGGGGAUCGUAAUAAAAUGCCUUUAAUCAUCUUUGGCGAUGGACUCAAGAACAAAAGCCAAACAAAGUUUAAGGGUUUGCGCUCCGGUGUAACGGACAAGCUUUAUCGACAAUUGAAAAGAAGAGAGAAGCUUGGAGAGUUACUUCUUGUUGAUAUUAACGAGUUUAAAACAUCAAAGUCACACAAAGUAGAAAAUGGUCUGUUAUAUUUACCUUCGCUCGAGGCAAAAGAAGAAACACAGCACAUAAUAAUACACAAGGAGACUGAAAAGACUUGCAAUCAAAUACAUUUGACAGAUAACAAUGAAACUUACAAUAGAUUCACCUCUGAAAUCUGCAGAAAAUAG
Mucor mucedo is the source of this 2382-nucleotide messenger RNA. RefSeq lists its product as uncharacterized. The coding region runs from base 1 to 2382 and encodes 793 amino acids. The record is from RefSeq and is a predicted model, not a curated record. The transcript is spliced from 6 exons. NCBI's taxonomy places the organism in Eukaryota, Fungi, Mucoromycota, Mucoromycetes, Mucorales, Mucoraceae.